AUGGGAAAGUGGUUUAAGCAUAAUGGCGGACCAAGGAAUGUUGCAGAAAUUAGCUCACAAACUGUCUUCAUAGAAACUCCGCUGCACAUAUCAGCUUCCUAUGGCCACCAUGAAUUCACAAAAGCCCUCCUUUCUCGUAAACCGGAACUUGCCCUUGAGAGAAACUGUUUACGAAGCACACCUCUCCACUUAGCUUCUGCAGAAGGCCAUACGGACACUGUGAAACAGUUGUUGGAAGCUGGUAAGGAGGCGUGCCUGGUUGGUGACCAAGAAGGCAGAAUCCCUCUGCACUAUGAAGUUAUAAGAGGCAGAAGAGACGUUGCGUUGGAGCUGAUUAGAGCAAAGCCAGAGUCUGUGAGGUUACAUGAUGACAACGGGAAAAAUAUUUUCCGCUUGUGUGUGAUGCCCAAACUUGGAGAGACUUAA
Molecule: messenger RNA, 426 nt
Organism: Neltuma alba
Lineage: Eukaryota; Viridiplantae; Streptophyta; Magnoliopsida; Fabales; Fabaceae
Product: ankyrin repeat-containing protein C6C3.08-like
Exons: 1
Coding region: 1-426 (141 amino acids)
Cellular component (GO): plasma membrane
Molecular function (GO): protein binding
Source: RefSeq, a predicted model, not a curated record